AUGGAUGUGUCUGUGGAUCUCAACGAUACCCUGGUGGAGGGUGAAGGACAGAGGGCAACCUCUCUCCAGGACAAGUCUGAUGGGCUGACGGCCCAGCCGCACAACGAGGAGCUGAGCAAGCUAUUGAAAAAGCUAGGAUACCCCGAUGUUGGUGAGGGCAUCAAGCCCUCGAGCCUCCUAGCAAAGGCCAUUUCGGCCUGCCAGAAAAGACUGGGCAAGCUCAAGGAGAUUAUGCCGAACCCCCCGAAGGCCCCCGAAGCCGAUGCCACACCGUCUACCGAGUCUAAAGAAUCUAAAGAAGCUGCUAUUCAAGAAAGGUUGUUUCACAAGCUCAUGAAGAUGUACACGACGAUUGAUGAGGCUUGCGACGAGCUUCUGCAAUUCCAGACGGAUGGUAU
Molecule: messenger RNA, 398 nt
Organism: Symbiodinium necroappetens
Lineage: Eukaryota; Dinophyceae; Suessiales; Symbiodiniaceae
Source: the annotation of a GenBank genome assembly